Messenger RNA from Asterias rubens (European starfish), 5475 nucleotides. Its product is annotated as extracellular matrix protein 3-like. The transcript is spliced from 3 exons. The record is from RefSeq and is a predicted model, not a curated record. Bases 205 to 5475 code for a protein of 1756 amino acids. Lineage: Eukaryota; Metazoa; Echinodermata; Asteroidea; Forcipulatida; Asteriidae.
UGUGUGGUUCGCUGCACAGGUGGCUUAGAGAGAAUACCAACUCGGGGGCUGUAACUCUUCAUAGUUUCAACGCCGUGAAGCAAGCUUCUGAUCGGGCGGUGUGGUGAAUUUGACUUUUUCUUCGUGUGAAUUUUUUAACAGUGUUUAGCCAGCACUGUGUAAAGUUUCUGCCUACAGACUUGGGGCUGUGAAUUCUCCGCCACGAUGGCAAGAACUCUAGCGCUUUUCGUUGGCUUAGUCGCCGUUCUCACAACAGGAGUUGCCGGCCAGGGUGCCGAUUUCUCGCUAGGUACCGCCACAAUUCGUGGUGAUACAUUGCCGCCGGUUGUAGUCAGCCAACCUCAAGACCCCGUUUCGGCGUCCAACGAGAUAAUUCAGCGAAACACCGGUAUCAAUGUUGCAUUUGGCCGCUCCAAGGUUCUUGAACCAGAGACCGAACUGAAGAUAAACGUCCAACCCGGCGACCGGUGUGUGGUGUAUGUACUCUCGGAUCCUCUCUCGCAGAUUCCAGGACGUCUCACCCCAAAUCGGUUCCCUUGUGAUUUCGGUUCUGGCGACGUCAAGUACGUCCACUUUGGUUCCCGUAUCCCCAUGCGGGAUCGAGUCAAGCUCCAGCUUCGGUAUGAUACAGAAACCAGCACUAUCAUCAUCCCAUUCAUGAUUGACGUUACCGUCGAAUCCAAGCAGCUCGUGAUUGUCCAGAAGAGAGUUCCCCUUCGAGUUGCCGAGUUGAUGGGUGAGAGCGACAUUCUCGACGGUGCUAAGCUCGAGUUUGCCUUCGAUCAAUCCCAAACCUGCAAGGUGACCAUCCUCAGCUCGGCCAGUGGAUGGCCAAGAUAUGGACAGGUUGAAGGUGGAGCUGGACGUCUCGGUUCCAUGAUUGACUGUGAUGAGUUCUUGGCUCUCGGCAUCACUUACCUCCACACUUCCCUCAACGAUUCCCCCAGAAUGGACCACAUCCCCAUGGUUGUCGAACUCCGAGAUGCUGACGGCAAUGUGGUACAGCAAGAGUACUUCCAGGUCGAUGUGAGAAUUGAUGAAGGUGCAGAGAACAACCCACCGAGCUUCAGCAACAGCGUAAUGAUGGUGUUGGAGUUGAACCAGUUCAUCAUGACAGCCAUUACCCCAGAUGUCAUCGCAGCUGAGGACAUUGAGACAGACGCAGAUAAGUUGGUUUUUAAUAUUACUGUCCCACUAGGCCCUGGUGAGGGGUACAUUACAAGUACAGAUGACCGAAACCUCCCCAUCUCCUCUUUCACCCAAGAAGAUGUCCGUAACCUAAAAAUAGCUUAUGUACCUCCAGCAGAAGAUUCCAAUGAGCAGAGAAUUUUCCAGUUUGAACUUGAAGUUGUGGACUCUGAACUUGCUACCUCAGAACAAAAUGCUGUCAUGAUUGUUGUUAACCCGAAAAAUACCAUGGCCCCAGUUGCAACUAGAAAUGCUGGUCUCACAAUCUUUGAAGGGCAGGUCCGUGCAAUUCUCCCCGACCAGAAUCUCCAAAUUUCUGACGAAAACAAUCUUUGGGACGUAGUUAUUGCUCCAAUUAGUGGCCCAUCUCAUGGUACAUUGAGAGUUAAUUUGCAACCAAGAAAAUUCUUCACCACUGAUGAGCUUAUGGCUGGCGUAGUCACUUACCACCACGAUGGGUCCGAGACCUACAGUGACAACAUCAUUUUCAGAAUGAACGACGGCAAAAAUGAGACAGAGUUUUUGUUCCCAAUCACCAUGGCUCCUAUUGAUGAUCAGCCUCCAAUUGUUGAUGUCAAUACUGGUAUUUUGAUCCAAGAAAAAGAACUUAAAGGUAUCAUCAAUACUAUCCUCAGCGCCACUGAUGUUGAUUCCGACGAUAGCACCAUUCGUUUUAUCCUUGAGCCACCCUACUCCAUACAAGGCAACAUGGUUAUCAGACAAGAUGUACUGCCGGCAGAUCCUCAGAACUGGCAGCUGACUGGCGGUUUCUACGAGAGAGCAGUCACCGAAUGGACUCUUGAUGAUAUCCUCAGUGGUCGUCUUCACUAUCGUCACAAUGGUGUUCACAACUCAGAUAUUGUCAUGGACAGAUUGCUUUUCCGUGUUGCAGACAGUGGCCCUAAUCUUUCACCUGUAAAUGAGUUUGUUGUCAAGAUCAUGCCUGUUGAUGAUCAGCCACCGUACCUGUAUCCUGGCACUGACCUAGAGAUGUCUGUUGAUGAGUUUGCCAUCACUAUCAUUAAGAAGCCUGAUCUUAGAUACACCGACCAAGACAGUGAAGACCGUAACUUGUACUACACCAUUACCGACCAACCAAGAGACUUGGACCCCAACAACCCACUUCCAGCUGGUCAAAUCGUUUUGGUUGAGACUCCGGACACCGCUAUUACAAACUUCUACCAAAGCCAGAUCAACCAUCUGAAGAUUGCCUACAAGCCACCAGGCAUUGAGCUCGGUAUUACCCCACGCCUUGUCCAGUUUGUCUUUUCUGUUAAAGACGAGAAUGGCAACCUUGUUUCUGGCCAGCACUUUGACAUUUUCCUCAAUCCAGUAGACAACAAGCCACCAAGCGUCACCAACACGGGUUUCUCUGUUUCAGAGGGAGAUGAGAUGGUCUUCGAUCUCAGCAUGCUUGAUGCUUACGACACAGACACAGACAGUUCUGAAUUGAUCUUCAACAUCAAGACUAUUCCAAACUACGGUAACAUCAUGAUCGACGGAGUUCCAAUGCAGCCGGGUGACACCUUUACUCUGGAUGACAUUUCUCGUGGUGGCGUUACUUACACCAAUAAUGGAGCUGAGGAGUUCGGAGACAUAAUCGAUUUGGAGUUGACCGAUGGCAUCCACACCGUACCAGUCACAAUUCAAGUUAAUGUGCGUCCAGUUGAUGAUGAAGCACCGACCCUUGACCUCCCACCAGGCACCUUGGGUUCCUUCCUUGAAGUCCCUGAGCAGUCGAGCAGCCUCAUCACUAACAACAUCCUCAGUGCAUCAGAUCCCGACACCGAAGAUCUCCGUCUUACUUUCAUCGUUGACCGUUUCCCCUUAGAUGGCAUUUUGGAAAACAACGGAAUCCCCACUGCAGCCUUCUCACAACAAGACAUUGUUAACGGCUACAUCAGAUACAGGCACACUGGUGGUGAGAUCGGACUUACCAAGCGUGAAGACUCCUUCAACUUGACCCUGUCUGACAUGUCUGAUAAAUGGGUGAAAGACAAUACCGUAAUCACACAGAUCGAAGUCUACGUCACUAUCCUUCCCGUUGACAACCUUGCUCCCAAUGUGACCGUUGGCGAUCUCUUCGAUGUUGAUGAGGGUGGCAAGUCUACAAUCAAUCUGGCACAUCUCUCUGCAACUGACAUCGAUUCUAUUGAUGAUGAUAUCGUCUGCACUGUCGUUGUUCAAACAACAAAUGGCUACCUAGAGAACAUUUCUCCUUCACCUGGCUCAGAGAAAUCUCGUGCUGGAAUUGCUAUCAGUGCUUUUUCACUCAAAGAUCUCCGUCUGAACCACAUCAACUACGUCCAGAGUAUGAACAAAGGGUCUGAGCCCCAAGAAGAUCAGUUUACCUUCGCCUGCUCUGAUGGCAUCAACACAGCACAGACUUACUUCUUCCCCAUUGAGAUCAACCCAGUCAAUGACGAGGAACCUCAGAUCUUUGUGAGGGAGAUCGUUGUUGAGGAGGGCGGCAUGAUUAAGAUUGAUCCAGUUUUCUUGAAUGGAGUUGACGAAGAUAUCCCAGAUGAUGAACUUCACUUCCACAUCAUUGUCAAGCCAGUAAAUGGAGAUCUCAUCCAAUCCCGAGCUGACAUCAUUAUCCCAGUCAAGAACUUCACCUUGGAGCAACUCCGCAGUGGUGUUGAUAUCUUCUACAAGCACGAUGGCAGCGAGACCAGCUCAGACUCCUUCACUGUUACUCUUACUGAUGGUGUCCAUGAAGUUAGCGCCGUCGUUAACGUCAUUGUCUUGCCAGCUGAUGAUGAGACUCCAAGACUCUCCGUCAAUGAUGGGCUUGAUAUUGAAAUUGGCGAUAUCAGAACCAUCACCAACCGUAUCCUGCAAGCCACCGAUCUUGAUUCACCUGACUCUAAUCUCACUUUCGUCGUCCGCUUGGAGCCCAGAAAUGGACUUCUGCAGAGACUGAACAAAAUCGAUGGCACCGUUUUGGAGAACAUCACCCUUGGCAUGAACUUCACACAGUGGGAGAUUGACAACCAGCGUAUCCGUUACACUCAUACUGGAACCGAAGGCGGCCGAGACCUCAUCAAGUUUGAUGUCACAGAUGGCACCAAUCCUCUGAUCGAUCGCUACUUCUACGUCAAUGUUGACUAUGUUGACAAUGUCCAUCCCGAUGUUGUUAAUGCUGGUGUGACACUUCAAGAAGGUGGGCGUGUCACCUUGACCACUGAUAUCCUCAGUACGAACGAUAUAAACAGUCCAGAUGAAGAUCUCGUUUUCACCAUUGCCGAGGGACCAAUCAAAGGACAUCUUGAGAGCACCGAUAAUCCAGGUGUCCCCAUCACUACCUUCACCCAACUUGAUUUGGCCGGAAACAAGAUCUACUAUGUCCACACCCAAGAUGAUGAGAUGAAAAUGGACAGCUUCCAGUUCGAGGUCGCUGACGGCUUUAACACAGUAGUCCGCACUUUCCGUAUCUCCCUCAGUGAGGUUGACAACAAGAAACCAGUUGUCACCUACACCAAGCUGAUUAUGAAGGAAGGAGCCAACAAACUCAUCACACCAUUCGAGCUCCGCAUUGAUGACACUGACACCAGAGAUCCACUGAAGCUGAAGUUCACCAUCACCCAAUUGCCCGUCCACGGCAAUCUCCUUCGUGACAACAGUGAAAUUGUAACAAUGUUCACCAUGGACGACCUGAACGAGAACCGUAUCAGCUACCAGCAUGAUGGCACCGAGUCCGACUCUGACAGCUUCUCCUUCAUCGUCACCGACGGCACACACACCGACUUUGCCGUCUCCCCCAACCUUGAAGAGUUCACACGCACACCCCAGAAGAUGCGCAUCAAGAUUCUACCGGUGGACAACGGCAUGCCGCAGAUUGUGGUCAACCGAGGGGCACCAACGCUGAACACCCUGGGCUCUGGACACCUUGGCUUCCUCCUCACCAACAAGUUCAUCCGUGCUGAGGAUAGAGACAGCGACGAUAGCGGCCUUAUCUACACGAUCUCAACCCUACCCAGGUACGGGUACAUCAUGAACCUUGGACUCGGCAACAUCAGCAUUACCAACUUUACUCAAGCUGACGUCGACAACAUGCGCAUCCAGUACGUGGUCAACCCCAACACCAACGCCACCAGCGACAUCUUCUUCGUCGAUGUUAAGGAUCCAGGAGGUAAUGUAUUGGCCAAUCAGCCGUUCCGUCUCAAUUGGUCUUGGAUCUCAUUGGACCGUGAAUACUACGAGGUGAACGAGACUGACAGGUCUGUGGAGAUCAAACUUCUUCGACGGGGAUACCUCGGAGAAACAUCAUUUGUUGGUAAAUAG